AUGGCAAAAGUUAUAUAUUAUUUGGCCUGUUAUAUUAUGUUGUAUAUUAUACAUUUCUGUCCUGUUUUAUCAUGCUAAAGAAAACUGCCGAUUCAUCACAGCAUGACACAUACCUGCUAAUCACACCAAUUCUUUCUUCUCAUGGAUUUAGAAAAAAAAAACUCCCAUACACAGCCACUAUAAAUGUGCGAGUGCAUCAGUUGAGGAGAGUGCCUCAGAGAGAAAAUGGCUGUUGUCGAGUCUCUGCUGCAGUUUUUCAGCACAGGUACAUUACUGGGGGCGUGGCUGUUGCUUCUGGGUUUGUAUUUGCUUUCCUCUGGAUCCAAAUCUCAGAAAGAAGGUAAAGAGCCACCGGGACCCAAACCACUGCCACUGUUGGGGAACCUCCUGAACCUUGACCUCACGAGACCCUUUGACAGCUUUUGUGAGCUCUCCAAAACCUACGGGAACAUAUUCCAAGUCUUUUUGGGUCCUAAAAAAACUGUGGUCUUAGUUGGAUACAAAACCAUCAAAGAAGCUCUAGUGAAUCAUGCAGAAGUGUUUGGCGACAGAGAUAUUGCACCUAGUUUCCAGAUAAUGAAUGACAAACAUGGGAUCAUCUUUUCCAAUGGAGAGAACUGGAAAGAAAUGCGACGCUUCGCCAUCAGCAACCUUCGCGACCUUGGGAUGGGCAAGAGAGGAAGUGAAGAGAAAAUCAUAGAGGAAAUUCAGUAUCUGAAAGGAGAGUUAGAUAAGUUUGAAGAAAAACCCUUCGACACGACACAGCCUGUGAACUACGCUGUUUCAAACAUCAUCUCGUCUAUCGUGUAUGGCAGCAGAUUUGAAUACACAGACCCUCGGUUCACUGAAAUGGUCAACAGAGCAAAUGAGAAUGUUCACUUUGCUGGAUCAACUUCUAUGAUGAUUUAUAAUAUAUUUCCAUGGUUGGGUCCUAUCCUAAAAAACAAAAGGAUUAUUGAAAACAAUAUUGUGCAAAGUAGAAAACAUAUGACUAAGUUGUUCAAUGGACUUCUGGAGACUCUGAAUCCACAUGAUCGCAGAGCAUUUGUUGAAUCCUUUCUCUUUCGCAAACAGAGUGACGAGCAAUCAGGCAAGAAGGACUCAUUCUUUCACCAGGAUAAUCUUAUGAUGUCUGUGACAGAUCUGUUUGUCGCUGGUACUGACACCACAGGAAUGACUCUACGCUGGGGUUUGAUGUUUAUGGCCAAAUACCCUCAUAUACAGGCUCGAGUUCAGGAGGAGAUUGACAGAGUGAUUGGUGGACGUCAGCCAGUGGUGGAAGACAGAAAGAAAUUGCCAUAUACAGAUGCUGUGAUUCAUGAAACCCAGAGACUGGCAAACAUAGUACCCUUGAAUCUCCCUCAUAUGACCAGCUGUGACGUUACCUUCAAUGGAUACUUCAUCAAGAAGGGCACCACUGUAGUUCCUCUGCUGACGUCUGUUUUGAAGGAUCCAAGCGAAUGGGAAAAACCAAACAGCUUUUACCCAGAACACUUCCUUGAUGAGAAGGGCCAGUUUGUGAAGAGAGAUGCUUUCAUGCCCUUUUCUGCAGGCCGCAGGAUGUGUCUUGGAGAGAGUUUGGCCAGGAUGGAGCUCUUCCUGUUCUUCACUUCCCUCCUUCAGAGCUACCGCUUCACAACUGCACCUGGAGUGUCUGGAGAUGAGCUGGAUCUCAAAGGAGUUGUCGGAAUAACGUUGAAUCCGUCUCCACACAAGCUGUGUGCGAUCAGACGCUCCUGAAUGAAGAAAAUAUGAGAAAACAGAAACAAAACAUCCCACCUCUGUUUAGAAUGAUUUGGGUGUUUUUGGACUGGUGGUAACUAGAGUUGGGAAUUGGUAGAAAUUUUCCGGUUCCUGUUCUGCCUAAUGGUUCCGAUUCCAUUAAAAUAAUUAAACAACUAUUUUAAAAGUGUUAAGGAAAAAUUCAUAAUACUCAAUGCUCAAUACUGCUUAUUGCUUACUGUCACCUUAAUUUAAAGUUUGGCAAUGUCAAAAUUCAACAUUUAUUUCAGUAUAUGUAUCUUCAUAAGUAGGGUUGGGAAAUGUUAUAAACUUUCCGGUUCUGAUUCCGGUCCAUUUAAAUUAACUUUUUUUUUUUUUUACUAUUUUACUUUUCAUUGAAUUGUAGUGUUGCUGGAAGGUAGGCUAGUAAGUAAUGUUGAGUAAUGCUAGUCUAUCAAUCAGCAUGUGUUUUAAAGUUGAUGUUUUUUACACUAUCAAUAACAUUUAGCUUUUCAAGCAG
Molecule: messenger RNA, 2242 nt
Organism: Carassius carassius (crucian carp)
Lineage: Eukaryota; Metazoa; Chordata; Actinopteri; Cypriniformes; Cyprinidae
Product: cytochrome P450 2K1-like
Exons: 9
Coding region: 226-1740 (504 amino acids)
Biological process (GO): xenobiotic metabolic process
Cellular component (GO): cytoplasm; intracellular membrane-bounded organelle
Molecular function (GO): heme binding; oxidoreductase activity, acting on paired donors, with incorporation or reduction of molecular oxygen, reduced flavin or flavoprotein as one donor, and incorporation of one atom of oxygen; iron ion binding
Source: RefSeq, a predicted model, not a curated record